Messenger RNA from Beauveria bassiana ARSEF 2860, 1824 nucleotides. RefSeq names its product Sas10 domain-containing protein. The coding region runs from base 1 to 1824 and encodes 607 amino acids. The transcript has a single exon. Gene Ontology annotation, biological process: maturation of SSU-rRNA from tricistronic rRNA transcript (SSU-rRNA, 5.8S rRNA, LSU-rRNA). NCBI's taxonomy places the organism in Eukaryota, Fungi, Ascomycota, Sordariomycetes, Hypocreales, Cordycipitaceae. Gene Ontology annotation, cellular component: nucleolus; small-subunit processome. The record is from RefSeq and is a predicted model, not a curated record.
AUGGGCAAGAAAAGAAAGACAUCCGGUCGUAAUGCCGACUCCAAAGGCCCAAGAGACUACGAUCCCAAGGAUGCCCGUCUCGGCCCCAUCAGUACAUACGAAGAUGUCGCCAAUUCUGAAGACGAACAUUUCCUCAACCAAGACACGAUAAUGCUCGACGAUGAGCCUGACAGUAAACGUCGUCGCCAAGACGACGACAUGGAGCUUUCCGAUGAAGAGAUACUUGGCUAUGAAGACUCAGAUUCCGAAGACGAUGCCGCUCCUAUCUCUGGGAAGAACGCCUCGGCUGUUGCAAAGAAAAAGGCCAUCGACGACCAAGACGACCAAGAGGAAGAGGAAGAUGAAGAUGCUGGCUGGUGGGGGUCCUCUAAGAAAGAAUACUACGAUGCCGACAAGAUCGAGACAGAAGCCGACGCCCAAGAGGAAGAGGCCGAGGCCAAGCGCAUUCAAAAGAAAAAGCUCGCCAAGAUGCAGGAACAAGACUUUGUCUUUGACGGUGAUGAGUGGCUUGCGGCCGAGGGCGAUGCACAAGAUGGCGAGGAGACUGUCACUGAAGUUCUCAAAGAAAUCGAGGUUACCGACGACAUGACACCAACAGAUCGAUACCAGCUUCUGGUCACAAGGUACCCGGAAUUUGAAUACCUGGUCGCCGAAUUCGAGACCCUGCAACCAAAACUAGUCGAGCUGAAGGCUGUCGCCGAUUCAACGUCGCCUCAAUCUCUCGAGUCUGUCAAAUACUGGGUCCUUGGUUGCUACGUCGCUGCUCUUGCUAGCUACUUUGCUAUUCUAGCAGCACCUGCUCGAGACGCCGGACAGAUUCAGAAGCCCAUCGAUCCAUCAGAAUUGCGCGAUCACGACGUCAUGGAAACUCUUGUUCAAUGUCGUGAUGCUUGGACCAAGGUUCAGAAUUUGCAAUCCCUACAAUCUGCCGCCGACGUCGACAGUGAAAUCGCCGUUGACACCGCUGCAAGCGCGGAGAUUGUCGUUGAGAAACGCAGCAAGAAGAAAGCCGCCAAGGACAAGGUUGAUGCAGCGAAGAAGAAGGCUCAGCUGGCCAGAGCCAAGGAGAUUGAAGCAUCUGUUGCCGACCUGUAUGGCCUGCCGUUGUCCAAUGGCAAGUCGAAGAAGAGAUCAAGGACAGUCGCCGCGCCCCAGGAAGACGAUGAGUCCGACUUUGGCGAGGAAGACGCCCUUGAUGCCCGAACUGCCGCCGACAAGGCUGCUCGCAAGAAGAGUCUCAAGUUCUACACAUCUCAGAUUGCUCAAAAGGCGAAUCGCAGAGCCGGCGCUGGACGUGACGCCGGUGGUGAUUUGGAUAUUCCUCACCGCGAGCGUCUCCGCGACCGCCAGGCCCGACUGCUCGCCGCCGCCGAGAAGCGCGGCAAGCGAGACUCCAAGCACGGUGCCGAUCUGGGCGACGACAGUGACGAGGGCGACGACGCCGCCGCCAAGGCGGUCCGUGGCGAGGAGGACGAGUACUACGACAUGGUCGCCAACAAGGCCAAGGAAAAGAGAGAGGACAAGGCCGCGCGCUACGCCGCGUACGCCGCCGCCAGCAAGGCCGACCGCGUGGUCGAGGUGGAGCAGGUUGGCGAGGACGGCAAGCGCAAGAUCAACUAUGCGAUUGAGAAGAACAAGGGCCUGACGCCAAAGAGGAGCAAGGACGUGCGCAAUCCCAGAGUCAAGAAGAGGAAGCAGUACGAGGCCAAACAGAAGAAGCUCAAGAGCAUGAAGCCCGUCUGGCAGGGCGGUGAGCCCAAGGGCGGAUACAAGGGAGAGCAGUCGGGUAUCAAUGUUGGCGUUGUCAAGAGUACGAGAUUAUAA